Helobdella robusta is the source of this 1104-nucleotide messenger RNA. RefSeq lists its product as hypothetical. NCBI's taxonomy places the organism in Eukaryota, Metazoa, Annelida, Clitellata, Rhynchobdellida, Glossiphoniidae. Bases 1 to 1104 code for a protein of 367 amino acids. Gene Ontology annotation, molecular function: SH3 domain binding. Gene Ontology annotation, biological process: signal transduction. The record is from RefSeq and is a predicted model, not a curated record. The transcript has 13 exons.
AUGAUUUUAAAAAUUAAAAUCAGUGUAAAAGAAUGUUCGGACGAAAUAGGAGCCAGCAUUUUGUGGCCCUUCAAAGUGGUUCAUGCGUUCGACGACAGCCACGACAUCUACUUCUCAGCAGCGGUGGAAUCAGAUUUAAAGAAGUGGACAGAAGUCAUAAAGAAGGAGAUCAACUAUGCUAACCACAAAAAGCUCAGCAACAAACAUCGAAAUUUUAGCGGCGACACACGCAAACAAGCAAGUGGCGAAACUUCACCGACCAACAAAACGGCGCCAACUUGCACUAUCAAGAAACAAGAUGGCCACAGACAAGAAACAAAAGAGAAAGUUCAGCCGCCAUCCGGCAAGCCCCAUUCAUUGUCGAAAUCAUUGACACCAAAAAGCCAAGAGUGCCCAUUUAGAGCUGAUACGAGCGCAUCUAAAAAAACAUUUACAACAUUCAUACCGAAAAAUAUAGAUCAACUAUCAGACAAAAAGGUCACCAAUGAGAGACAACUGCUGUACGAACCAGUUUCUUUUCUCACGGUUUUAUUCAUUUGUAUAAGAUUACAAAUAAAUUCGAUGUACAUGCGUCGAGAACUGCAAGUGGAUGAGGAUGAUCCAGAUGAUGUAAGCAAGAGAACAAACGUCCUGGCUUCAUCAUUUUGGACCGGUGAUGCAGAUGAAGGAAAAACGAUCCUAAGCACUAAGCCUAUUGGAGCAUUCAUGAUAAGGAAAUCGAACACAUCCGACACAACUUGUAGAAAAAGCAUAAACACGGAAGACAUAAUAAGUCAGUUCAAUAAGGUUAAUAGUGCUUUGCCUAUAUUUCCGGAGAAUGAGGCAUUUGGGCCCAACGUUGUUCCAUCUGCACCAAUUGCUGUUACAUUGCAUAAAAAAGGUGCCUCAUCCAAUAACAUAACUCUCAUUACGCUACUGGUCAGGGUCAAUGCGCCAUCUCCUUGCACGAAAUAUAAAAUAUUUGAAACGGAGUCUGGACUAAUCUUUAUGGACUCGAAAGAAGAAAAGUUUGAAAGUCUGAUAUCCAUGCUGAAAUAUUACACAGAGAACAAUUUACCUGGAAGAGAUGAAAAACUUUUUAAACCUUACUCCGAGAUAGACUAG